Molecule: messenger RNA, 1530 nt
Organism: Cladocopium goreaui
Lineage: Eukaryota; Dinophyceae; Suessiales; Symbiodiniaceae
Source: the annotation of a GenBank genome assembly
UAGACAAAGUAGUGUGCCACCGUGGGUGUUCGUAUCCUUCCUCGCAAUGCCGGAUGGCGUACGUGGUGGAUAUCCAGCUCCCAUUGACCUGAAUUCCUCCGACUUCUCUGAAUGGAUUGCGUCACAAGAGUGCACGGACAGUCUUGCAAGAGCCUUAGAGAUGGCCAACUCCAAGAUCCUUGAGUACACCAAGAAGAAGUGGGACUUGGAGAAGGCUCUCAAGGAGCGAGGGGCGAAAAAGGAACACCAUGAGGAAGAGCAGGUCGCCCAGGAAGGGGAGAGCCCGGAGAGCCCGAAGAAAGGAGUGGGCCAGAACAUUCGGAGCAUCAUCCAGCAAAUUGAGCAGGGCACGAUUGAUGGGAUACAACUCAGUUUCAAAAACAUCACGCUGGGUGAAGCAAAGGCCUUGGCUGAGGCAAUGGUGGCAAAUGCGGAGAAAAGCACCAUCAAGACGCUCGAGCUCUAUGGCAACGAGUUCGGGGAUGAGGGGGUUAUGGCAUUCUCCGAAGUCAUCGCCAAUGAGAACUCCGCUGUGGAGAAGCUCGAUCUAGGCGGCUGUGACAUGACAGACCUCGGAGCUUUUGCACUUGCUGAAGCUUUGAAGAAGAACAAGACAGUGAGAACGUUAAACAUUAGUAGCCAUACAGGCAUCACUUCUCAAGGCAUCGGAGCCAUAGCCAAAGCUUUGGGGACCAAUUCCUGCAUCACCAAGCUCGAUGUGAGCUCUUGUGUGCUGGAUCGUGAUGGGGUUUCACUUCUAGCCCAAGGCUUAAAGACAAACACGGCUCUCAAAGAUAUCGACUUGCGUUUCAACGAGCAGAUGGGAAAUGGCGCUGCAGAAAUGGCAUGUGCGUUGAAGCAGAACAGGUCGUUAGAAGUCUUUGACCUCUCAUAUAAUGACAUCAAUGAUGACAUCGUGAAUGAGAUUGCCUUGGCAUUGCAAGAGAACAAGGAGACAGCUUUGAGGACCAUCGCGUUGAGAGGCAACAACAUCACAGACGCCGGGGCUGAAAGGCUUGUUCAAGCUCUGAACGAAAGCAACAAUCAGACGAUCACGGACAUUGACCUUACUACCUGCAAUGUGGCAUCCUGCAGUGACAAGCGUGUCAGAGUUUAACCACGACUGGCAUAGUUCCCGCAGCGUCAGUGUUGAGAGUUGCCUGAGAUGCCCCGAGACGGGCUGCACUACAUGGCUCUAGACCAGCCCUUCAACCAGCCCUUCACUUGUUUUGAUUCGAACAAUUAAUACUCAUGUCAUGAUGCUGUGUUUCAGUGUGCAUUACUUACCUGUUGCAAAUUGUGAGGAGCCUGACUUUCCUUUUGCUGUAUAGAGUGAACUUGGCACGGCGGGCCGGCGGGGCAGUCCGCGCAGUGUGAAGAUUGCCACACUGAAAACCCGACUUCUUGGUUCCGUUGCGGUUCACGUGCCGGGCUGCUACCUCUCGCCUCAAGGGCUGAGAAAGAAACACUGCUCAGUCAUGUCAUUUGCAACUCCAUUUUGAGAUUUGCUUUGUGUCAUGGAUGCAAACA